Molecule: messenger RNA, 2987 nt
Organism: Anopheles nili
Lineage: Eukaryota; Metazoa; Arthropoda; Insecta; Diptera; Culicidae
Product: facilitated trehalose transporter Tret1
Exons: 6
Coding region: 214-1656 (480 amino acids)
Biological process (GO): carbohydrate transport; transmembrane transport
Cellular component (GO): membrane
Molecular function (GO): sugar transmembrane transporter activity
Source: RefSeq, a predicted model, not a curated record
GAAAACCAUUUAAUACUGCCGCACGAGCACGCGCCUGAGCCAGUGUUCGACGCUAUCAGACCAGCGCCGCCGUCGCAUCCUUACGGUCAGUGCCCGAGUUGAGGGAUCUUGCCUUCCCGCUUGUACGUGGUAUCCCGAGUGACUUCUUAGUGGCCAGUAGCAGUUGAGCGACCCAAGUAAACGUACGACAGGAAAGAAAGGUAAGCGGCAAAAAUGAGCAGCAACGCGCCCGGGGCCACAAACCCCAUGCUGUACGAUCCCAUCCCGGAGGGCCAAGGCUCAACGUCGAAGCGCAACCAGUUCGUCGCUGCCCUUGGAAUCUGCAUGGCGGCCGUCAGUGGCGGCACGGCUCUGGCCUGGACGUCUCCAGUAUUGGCCCAACUGGUUCCGGCCAAUCAGAGCGACACGAGUGCGUUCAAGAACGAGAGCUUCCUGCUGACCGUCGACGAAGGAUCAUGGGUCGGCGCUUUCCUGGCCGUCGGAGCGUUCCUGGGAGCCCUACCGGCAGGUUACUUGGCGGAGAAGAUCGGUCGAAAGUAUACCACCAUGUCACUGGCAGUACCAUACCUCAUUAGCUGGGCACUGAUCGUCUUCGCUUCCGGUGCCGGCAUGCUGUACGCUGGUCGGUUAGUCAUUGGUAUCGCGACGGGUGCUUCCUGUGUUGUUGCACCGAUGUUCAUCUCAGAGGUGGCGGAAACUUCGAUCCGUGGUGCCCUUGGGGCCUUCUUCCAGCUGCAUCUCACGGUGGGCAUUUUGUUCGUGUACGCGGUCGGUUCCUACACACAUUGGGUGACGCUGAGCAUCCUGUGUGCCAUCUUCCCUGUGCUGCUGAUCGUGGCGAUGUUUAUCGUACCCGAAAGUCCAGUCUAUCUGGUUAAGAAGGGACGCCGUAUCGAUGCCGGUGUUGCACUGAAAUGGUUCUGGGGCCCGAAUGCCGACACCCAGUCGGCACUGCAAACGAUACAGAACGAUCUCGAUGCAGCUUCCGGUGACGCAAAGGUGUCUGAUCUGUUCACCAACGCUACGAACCGUGCCGCGUUGUUCAUCUCGUUGCUGCUGAUGUUCUUCCAGCAGUUUUCCGGCAUUAAUGCGGUGAUCUUCUACACUGCACCGAUCUUCCAGUCUGCUGGCAGUACCAUGGAUCCGGCCGUCUGUUCGAUCGUGGUCGGUGUUGUGCAGGUGGUGAUGACGCUUGCAUCGUCCGUGCUCAUCGAUAAGGCUGGCCGUCGGAUAUUGCUGCUGCAGAGUAGCUUCAUCAUGGGAUCGUGCUUGAUCGUGCUCGGUGUGUACUUUAAGUUGCAGAAUGACAACGUGGACGUGACGAAUAUCGGCUGGUUGCCACUCGCCUCGGUUGUGCUGUUCAUUGUGAGCUUCUCGCUUGGGUUUGGACCCAUUCCGUGGAUGAUGAUGGGCGAACUGUGUGCUCCGGACAUUAAAGGGCUUGCGUCCGCUCUGGCGGUCAUGUUCAACUGGACGCUCGUGUUCCUGGUGACGAAGAGCUUUGGCACGAUGCAGGAGCUGCUUGGUUCCGAUUGGACGUUCUGGUUCUUUGGCGCGUGGAUGAUGAUCUGCACGGUGUACGUGUUCAUCAAGGUGCCAGAAACUAAGGGCAAAACGAACGCACAGAUCCAGGCCAUCCUCGGUGGCAAGAAGUAAACCAUCUCGUGUACUGCUACUACUAUAACGCGAAAAUGCGGAAUUGGAGCUAUCGGUGUCUCUGUCUGUAAUCGAUGUCUGUGUGCGCUGCGAUUUUCGUUUUUCUUUCCUUUAUAAUUUGUUUGCGAAAGUUUUUCUAUGUUAAAAAGGCGUUUUUUAUCAUGUUGUAAAUAUGUUACUGUAGCACAACCCCGUGCCCAUUGUAUCGUUUUAGCUUAGUGAAGUCGGAAGAUUCUCGGUUCGUCAUCCUGGGGUAGGGGUAGAUUAGAUAUUUAAAGGUUUUUAGUACAUGUUUAGCCAAGGCUAAUCGAUGGCACAGGACAUCCAAAGCGACUGAUUAUAGCGACGCACGGUACUGUGUGCAUAUAAGAUCACCAUUACAAUAAGCCAACGAGAGAAAACAAAUGUGCAAGGAAUAGGGCUUAGCAGAAAGCUUUUGGUUUGAUCCGAGGUUGUGCGCUUGCAGGUCGAGCAUCUACUGAUGCUACUCGCAUCACUGCGAGGCUUACGAGACCGGUAAUAGAAAAUACGAUAGGUUUUAAAGCUAAGAUUAGAUUGUGUUAUUACGAUGCGUUUUAACGAUAGGUCGUUUUGGCACCGUUUAGUGAAAUGAUGCCCACGUUUUCCCCGUUAACUGCAUACGAGAGCCAUCUUCUAAACAGAGCGUUCACUACUAAUUGGUGAGCCUGGUAUCACUGACGGCAAUGGCGAUUACACAGAUCCAACAGGAGCACUCAUCCAUAAGCCAAAUUAAUUGAUGGCGAUUGACUUUUACAACUGGCUAUUCGUUUUUUAUCGUUUAACAACGCCAUGUUAAACCAUACCCCGAGCAGCGCACCCCAACUGAACUAUUAGACCUGGUGAUCUCCAAACCAACUCCCUACCGAUAAUACAACCACCCGGAAACCUCUAUUAAGUCCAGUUUGUGACGGACUAUAUUCGAUCUGCUCGCCAUCCUUGCAGGGAGCGCGAAUAAUGUGCAAAUUAAGAAUUUCGUUCGAUGGUGCCAUAUCACGUUAAUGCGAUAUACUAACUAAAUGUACAAUAAACAUUAUCUACAAGAAUAAAAGAGAAAGGCUGGAACCAAUGCUUUAGCGUUUGCGGUGUAGCGAAGAUAAUGUGGAACUUACAAACGCCUGUUGUAAUAACUGCACUACUGUAGAUCAGCAUAUUCCACCCUUCCACGUACACUGAUUGCCACCGGAUGAAUCCUAGCCGGUGCGUUGUACGAUCAGGCAAUGUUAUGGAACGUGCGCAGAGUUUUAAUCCGGUUAUAUUUAAGCGAAGCAAUGUAAAAUGCUGAUGAAGCGGAAAUAUAUAUUGUUCUAACG